Messenger RNA from Schistocerca cancellata (South American locust), 1374 nucleotides. RefSeq lists its product as uncharacterized. NCBI's taxonomy places the organism in Eukaryota, Metazoa, Arthropoda, Insecta, Orthoptera, Acrididae. The record is from RefSeq and is a predicted model, not a curated record. Gene Ontology annotation, molecular function: ADP-ribose diphosphatase activity; NAD binding; NADH pyrophosphatase activity.
GUCACAUCUGCUUGGUCCCCAGCUGUUGGAAGAGCAUUUAUUUCAUUGGGAUAAAUCCAAGCCAGAUGAAGUCUGUAAAACUGUUUCCGAAUUAUCUAGUUCCAAAAUUAUGGACUGCUAUUGGAUGUCUCACUAUGUCAUUAAAAGAACAGUUCACUUGAUAAUUUAUUUUUGCAGGGAACUUCAGACAAAAUAUUGUAAGAAGACAGGAACAACAGUAAGGAAAAUGAGCCUUCCAGAUUCAUCUACAGUUACUUGCAAUCUUUUUAAAGGCAAGAAGGAUCGGUUUGGUGGCAUAAUUGUUGAUUCAGAAGUGGAGAAUUCUGAUGAUAACUUCAGCACCAAACUCUUAAAGUCCCUUGAACACUGGUCAGAACAGAAUGUUCGAGCAGUCUGGUUCAGAGUAGCCUUACAUCAUGCAGAGUGGAUUCCAGUGUUAGCAAAGAAUGGUUUCGUGUUUCACCAUGCAGAACCGAUGAGUGUUUCCAUGGUCAAGUGGCUGCCAAUCACAGAAAUAUGCAAUAUUCCUCAAUAUGCACAUACAAUGAUAGGAGUAGGUGCUGUUGUUGUAAACAAGGACCAAGAACUAUUGGUUGUUCGGGAACGCUUUCAUACGGUACCUCACUGGAAACUGCCCGGUGGAUAUUUAGAACCAGGUGAAGAUAUUCCAGAUGCUGCAAUAAGAGAAGCUGAAGAAACUAAUGUCCAAACAGAAUUCAGAUAUCUUAUUUGUUUCCGACAUACUCAUGGUGCUAAUUUUGCCUGCUCAGAUAUUUAUUUUAUUGUCUGCCUGACUCCUAUUUCUGAAUCAAUAACAAAAUGUGACCGUGAGAUUGCAGAUUGUCGGUGGAUGAAGAUUUCAGAUUAUUUGACUGAUCCUGGAGUCAUUGAAACCAACCGAUUUUUCCUGAGAAAAUAUCUUGAAUAUGAGAAGUCAGGAAGCAUUGUGGGAUGUGUAAAAAAUAUUCAUCCACUUCUUAAGAAACCUCAAUGUUUAUAUAGUAUAGAUAAUAUGAAGGAUGCAUCCAAAAUAUAGGAAACAAAUCACUAAAUGUAUGUAGCAAAAGUAACAGUAUGGUGGUCAUUCCUUCUCAGUUGACAAAAAUGGUUAAUGAAAUGUAUCCAAACAUAUAAUCAUUACUAGGUUGCAUUUGUAUUACACAGUGAUGUCAUAUUAACCAAUUAUGAUGAAAUGGCUGGAACUGUUGCAGUGUAAUACAUAUUAUUAUUUAAUUCAAGAUAUAACUAUUACCUCAUUAUUUGAGUGACUGUGAUGUUAGUUUUAUUUUACCAUAUUUUAUUCUAUAAUUAAUUGUGAUACAGUUGGUUUCAUUUUAUUGUAUCAGCCAACAAUAAAAUAAGUUUCACUAACAA